AUGAGUGACAAUGAGACCAUGAGUACAAACACUUCUGUCACGCCGGCUGUUGACAAUUUGCAGAAUCAACAAGUAUCAUUGAGUUCACCCGUUAAAAAAAAUCGAUGUGGAGCGUUCGUUGGAAGCAAACAGAGAACAUUGGUAAUUAAUAUGUAUAAGGCCAAAAUUCAAAAACAGCCAGAUGCGAAGUUCAAUAAUUUAAUGAAAAUAAUAUCCGAAGAAAGUUGCACUGGAUACACUACAGUUUGUAAAACUGUAAGAAAUUAUAAAAACAAUAAAGAAGUGAAGUCACCCAAUAAAACAAAAAAUCGUCCAACAAUCAACGACAAAGUCGACGAUUUUGAGAAAAACGCUAUCAGGCAAAAAAUCCAUGGAUUUUGGAUUAAAAAUGAGAUUCCAACAUUAAAAAAAAUCGUUCAGGCCAUCAGUGAUGAUAUGGAGUUACCUACAAUACCCAGGACAUCUUUGCAGCGUAUUUUAAAAGAAUUGGGGUUUGAAUAUACGAAGAGAAACCGGAACAGCGCCCUGACCGAGAGAGGAGAUAUUGUGGUAUGGCGGCAAAAAUAUAUUCUAGACAUACGACGUUAUAGGAAUGAAGGUCGAACAAUAUAUUUUCUCGACGAGACAUGGGUGAAUGCGGGAGAGACUUGCAACAAGGUGUGGAUGGACAAGACAAUCAAAUCGCACAGAGAUGCUUUCCUAAAAGGACUGUCGACCGGGCCAAAAAAUCCGACAGGUAAGGGCAAGCGAUUAAUUGUUGUUCAUAUCGGCUCAGCUGAGGGUUUCGUCGAGGGUGGUCUACUGUGUUUUGAGUCAAAAAAAAACACAGCAGACUACCACGAUGAAAUGAAUGGGGACACCUUCUAUGACUGGUUUUGCGGAAUUUUGCCUAAACUGAAAGAUAAUUCCGUGAUAGUCAUGGACAAUGCUUCCUACCAUUCCGUCAAACUGGACCCCAUUCCCACAAAUGCUUGGAAAAAGGACAAAAUUGUACAAUGGUUAAGUUCCAAAGGUUGUAGUAUCGAGACGCCGAUGGUCAAACAUUUAAUGUUGGACAAGGUCAAAGAAAUUAGACAUCUUCAUGACAAAUAUGUGAUUGACGAAGAAGCAUCAAAAUCCAAUAAAAUUGUAUUGCGUUUGCCGCCUUACCAUUGUGAGUUAAACCCAAUAGAGUUGGCGUGGGCGGCUGUGAAAAAUCACGUAAAAUAUAAUAAUACAACGUUCAAGCUAAACGACGUACAAAAAUUACUGGUCGAUGGCGUCAAUCUUGUAACACCAGACAUGUGGGCCAAUUUCGUCAGACAUACCAUCAAAGAAGAAGAUAAAUUGUUCAAUAUCGAUUUCAUUACUGAAGAAUUUGAAGAAGAAGGAACAUCUCACGUAUUGACAAUUACAGGAGAUACUUCUUCCGAUUGUUCCGAUUAA
Macrosiphum euphorbiae (potato aphid) is the source of this 1425-nucleotide messenger RNA. The record is from the annotation of a GenBank genome assembly. Lineage: Eukaryota; Metazoa; Arthropoda; Insecta; Hemiptera; Aphididae.